Molecule: messenger RNA, 856 nt
Organism: Aspergillus nidulans FGSC A4
Lineage: Eukaryota; Fungi; Ascomycota; Eurotiomycetes; Eurotiales; Aspergillaceae
Product: resistance to Congo red protein
Exons: 3
Coding region: 209-628 (139 amino acids)
Source: RefSeq, a predicted model, not a curated record
ACUUCAUCCUGCCAUCUGUCUAUCCUUUGUCUAUUGAGUGGCAUUCUGCAGCUAUCCUUCGUUUAUCAUCGACUUUUGGCCCCUGUACCUUUUUGUGAAACCUUACGAGCCUACUGUUUUUUUCACCUAUAGCAGCUUGCUCGUGCACUGCUGGAUCGACGUCAUCUCCACUCCAGAUUCGGAUUCCAAAUCCAGAGGUCAAUCGACUAUGGGUGUUCUGUUACCGCGAGACUGCUGGGUCGACGGGUAUGGCCGCCGUCGUUGCGACAGAUGGCAUGAAUGGGGCCGCUGGGUCGCAUUUGCGGUGAUAGUCGGAGUUGCUUUGAUCGCAUUUUUUGCCUUAUCGUGCUUUAACGCCCGACGGCGUCGCAGCCGGGGCCUCCGCCCAUACGCCGGAACAGCCUGGAUGGCUCCUCCCCCUCCGUACCACCCGCAGUCGCACCAAGAUCCAUAUAACCGGCCGCCGCCUCCGCAAUAUUCGCACUCACCAGGUCCCCAUGGAUACUUUGGAGGCCAGCAAUCGGGCAUUGAGCUUCAGCAGCCACCGAACGCCCACCAUUAUGGCGGCGAACGGGUGUAUCAGCCCCCGUCUGGUCCGCCUCCGGUCCAACAGAAUGGGAAGCCUUAAUGCGUGAAAGAACUGGCUGGAAUGAGUAUCUUCUGGGGAAACGAUUACCACAUGACCACAUGAUUACCUGAAUCGAUACCUUAUAUCCGACAUAGGCGUUUAUCUUGCUAUGGAAUUGGCUUUGGCUUUUGAUGGCAUUGGACUGGGACUGCAACUAGCAGUCAUAGGAACCGCGGCUUAUUAGCCGUUAAAGAUAGCUUAGGCUAGUAAUUUAUAUCUUAACUCCAA